This is a messenger RNA of Ziziphus jujuba (common jujube), 1192 nucleotides long. RefSeq lists its product as uncharacterized. Gene Ontology annotation, cellular component: nucleolus; 90S preribosome. The coding region runs from base 154 to 921 and encodes 255 amino acids. The record is from RefSeq and is a predicted model, not a curated record. The transcript is spliced from 10 exons. Gene Ontology annotation, biological process: maturation of SSU-rRNA from tricistronic rRNA transcript (SSU-rRNA, 5.8S rRNA, LSU-rRNA). Lineage: Eukaryota; Viridiplantae; Streptophyta; Magnoliopsida; Rosales; Rhamnaceae.
AACAAAUUACCCACCGUCUGAUUUUCCCACACUGAUUUUUAAAGUUAAAAACUCGACCUAAACCAGCGAGCCCACCGCUACCAUAUUGUUGCCGACGACGACAGCCGCUGCCACUGUGUCUUCUCUUUCUCUCUCUCUCUCUCUCUCUCCAGAAUGAGGAAAUCCAACGAAAUCAUGAAGUCAAACAAAACCAAGUUCCAAGAUAGUGAAGAAGAAGAAGAAGAAGAAGAAGAAGAACAUGAAUCUUCCUCUUCUUCAGAAGAAGAGGAGGAGAUAGAGAGGGAACUAGCGGAUGUGACAUUCGGGGAUUUGCAGAAGGCACGCUCUGAUGGGUCGUAUUCAGUGUACCAGAAGCACAAUGAAGUGAAGAAAAGUGGAAGGGCCAAUAAAAACAGGCCACUGGAAGCUAGUUCUAAGAAGCCCGUUGGUAGAUUUAGAGAGGUUAUCCAAGCUCCAAAAAAGGUGGUCUGUGACCCACGAUUUGAAUCAUUGUGUGGUACACUUGAUGUUGACGGGUUUAGGAAGAGAUAUAGUUUUCUGUACUCAGAGGAGCUUCCUGCUGAAAGAGAGGAAUUACGCAAGCAAUUAAAGAAAACCAAUAACCCAGAAGUCACUAAAGAAAUAAAAGAUCGCUUAUCUUGGAUUGACAAACAGUUGAAGUACAAGUCAGUAAAGCAUACUGAUGCUAAAAUUCUGGCUGAGCACAAGAAAAAUGAGAAGGAAGCAGCAAAGCAAGGAAAACAACCCUUUUAUCUUAAGAAAUCUGAGGUCCGAAAGAAAAGGCUGGUUGAAAAAUAUGAAGAACUUAAGGCAUCUGGCAAACUUGAAGCUUACAUUGAAAAAAGGAGGCGGAAGAAUGCUGCCAAGGACCAUAGAUACAUGCCAUAUCGCAGGCCUGAUAAUGCUGAGCAGCAAAGAUGAUUAGAUUGUUCUUUAAAAAUAGUAUGAAUUUGUGUUUAUCUUCAUAGUUAUGUUGAAGAAGUUUAUGCAUUGAGAUGGGGUUUGAAUAGUGCAUGAGAUGCUUCACUUCUGGAAUCUGCAGCAGUCGCAAUCUUACUGAGCAAGGAACAAUGGGAGGAGAAAACAAGAAACCCAUUUUUGCAACCAUGUUGACCUAUUUUUCCGCUUCAUGAUUACCAUACAAUUGUAAUUUAUUAAAUUUUAGUGAAGGUUUUGAUUGUUUUUAAGUUUA